Fibroporia radiculosa is the source of this 279-nucleotide messenger RNA. RefSeq lists its product as uncharacterized. Lineage: Eukaryota; Fungi; Basidiomycota; Agaricomycetes; Polyporales; Fibroporiaceae. Bases 1 to 279 code for a protein of 92 amino acids. The record is from RefSeq and is a predicted model, not a curated record. The transcript is spliced from 2 exons.
AUGCCCCCUCUUGCCUCUGACAUCUCCAACAAUGGCAGCAUCACACUCGCUCCUAAUCUCCAACUCCUCACUGACAUCAGUGACAAUGACAUUAUUCAACAUCCCAGCAACAACGUUACAAGGGCAUGGCAAUCAAUUCCCUUUGAUACCUCUACCCCUGUCCAAGAUGUCAAUCCCCUGGAACAAGUUUUACCCCAUUUUCCUGGAGCCUACACCAAUUUCAUUACAGGACCUCCUAUGGGCGUUCUCAUCAAUGGCAACCCAGCAUUUGGAUUGUGA